UGGCAAUUGCAAUUUGCAGUGAGCAAGGAGCUAUGCGCUGCAUCCCCUAGCUGCAGUACGUGUCAUUCAAUCGUCCCCCAAACUCUGAGUCGUCACUUUCUGGAGAAAAACCCUGAAACAUGGACGAGGCUCCAGCUCUGCUCUCAUUGGCGAGGGAGAGGAUUGGCGAAGGUCGACCUACAGCAGCUUUGGAAGCAAUCAUCGCUGCCCUGCGGUUGACAGGUGGCGAGGCUGCCGUCCUGCAAACUCUGGAUCGUGCGCGGCAGAUGCACCAGUCGGGGGCCGCUCCACAGGGCGCUGCAGACCAGCUGGCGGCGCUUUUCGCUCAGUGUGUCCUGGCCGAGUCCUCCCGUGCGGCGGGGCCUGCGGAGAAGAACGGAGACACAAUCGUCCCAGAUGUCAGUUACUCGAGGGGGUUUGAGGAGGCACUGAAUGGUGCAGCUCCGCAGUCGAGCGCUGGGGCUUUUCAGGAGAGCAAUCACGACGCCUCACCAAUGGAAGACGACAGCGAGUCUCGGCAAAACGGUCGCGUACCCAUCCUGGCUGAAGAGGGCCGUUUGCAAGUUGUGCGGGAUGCUUACGCAGACGGCAGCAGUUUCCUCUGCCUCCGGUGCAAGGGCGUCUUCAAAGUUUCUCGGAUGGACGAACAUAUGACGAUUUGGUGUCCAGGCCUCCCGGGUACUUCUGAGCCUGGUUAGGGCAGAGGUGCUUGUCGGAUGCAAAGUUGUAUACUGUUGUGUAUGAAGUUGGGACAUGCCAAAGUUUUGGGCUGGUCGACUUUCUGAACCGAUUCCAAACCAGAUAUCCAUGUCGGUCACCAGCUGUGUUUACAAUCAAGAGGCGCAAGCGACCGGGUGUUGUUGAUUGGUCGGUGCCUAACAUCAUUUUCAAUUAUUGAAUUGAGAAUUUGUGCCAUGCUAAAAUUUAGGCUUAGUUACUCUGUUUCAGUUCAGCUUUGCUCUUCAGCAAGUUCAACGUUGGAGCUACAGUAGGCAGGAGCUGCAGGUGUCAAGAGGAUAACGAUGGACUCUCAAUCAGAUAGUAUGUUCGAGAAACUUGGGGAACUAUACUGGUCCGGAGAAGCAUCUUGACAAUCAGAUGGUCAUCACCGGAUCGCUCAGGGACGUACUUCAGGUGCA
This is a messenger RNA of Klebsormidium nitens, 1139 nucleotides long. The record is from the annotation of a GenBank genome assembly. Lineage: Eukaryota; Viridiplantae; Streptophyta; Klebsormidiophyceae; Klebsormidiales; Klebsormidiaceae.